Molecule: messenger RNA, 1376 nt
Organism: Halichondria panicea
Lineage: Eukaryota; Metazoa; Porifera; Demospongiae; Suberitida; Halichondriidae
Exons: 5
Coding region: 135-1238 (367 amino acids)
Biological process (GO): positive regulation of transcription by RNA polymerase II
Cellular component (GO): mediator complex
Molecular function (GO): transcription coregulator activity; transcription factor binding
Source: RefSeq, a predicted model, not a curated record
UUCGCUUUAAAGGAAAGUAAUAUUAAAGUAGAAAAUUCUCAAAUCAACCCCCCCUGAUAAAUACAGUCUGACUCUAUGUGAUGAGAGAUAGCUAGUGUGGAUUUGUAGAGCUCAAGAGAGAGAUCCUGGUCACCAUGAACCCCAACUCUGGACAGAGAAUGAACAGGCCACUCUUCAGGCCCACUCUGAUGCCCAUGGGCUCAAUGCAACAGGUUGUGAUGUCGACAGGAGGUGGAGUGUUCACUUCGAGUGCUAUGAGUCAGCCCACCACUCUACCAGCUACAUCCUUACAGUCCCUACCCAGUGCUACCCAGUCUGUCGUCAUGCAGCCAAUGAGACCACAACGAUCGAUACCUAAAGCCAACCUGUACCUCUGCAAGACAUCACAAAAUGCAUCAGAUCCACCGAUUGAAGGAGAACUGGAGAAUAGCAACAAGGUCUCCCUCAACAAUCUCGAGGGCUCUUUCAAAGACUUGGACUCCCAACAGGUCAAAGACACACUCAGUUCUUUCCUACCUCACAUACCCGGAGAGUUUGAUCGAAUGCCAGACACAAUGCUGAGACAGCUACUGGAACAGAGGACUAUUGGGGGGAAAGAAUUUUCCCCUCUUUCUGGGCAGGCUCUGCUUGGAUUUCGACUGCUGCCUGGACCGCUCCCUGAGAUGUAUCGUAUGGACCCUCCCUCAGUCGAGGCCAAGCCCCACCACAAGAAGAGGAAGCAUAAACACAAGAACCUAGACAAGGGAGGGGACGGUGGAGAACUAGCCAGUGGGAUGCCAUCUUCAAAGUUUAAAGUUCCUCCGGACGCUUACUCGUUUAUCAAGCAAGACAUGUCAUCAAUCUCCCCACACAUAGCACAUGCUCCACCCCACACAUUAUCACACUCUCACAGUAGCUACAUGUCCGGAGGGGACACCUCAGUCGGGGGUAUGAUCAAACAACACCUACCUGCCAAGGACAUACUUGCAGCAGCUGCUUGUGCACCUAUGGUGACCAAUCCCAUGAGUGCCUCCGCCCAGCUCAUCCCUGGUCCUGGCGGUAAUAUCGUGGACUCUAGAGUGUCUACCUUCCCUGGCAAGAAACCAAAAAAGGUUAAAAAGGAGAAACGAAAAAGGGAGAAGGGAGAAAAGAGAGAAAAGAAGAAAAAGAAGCACCACAGUCAAGACCCCCCUGGCCCCGCCCCCUCACUCCUUCCUCACACACCCAACAUCUUCAACCAAUUCUCGAACUCUCAAUAGAUUAAUAGACUAUAAUUAUUAGGUUGUUGACGUUUUGACAAUUUUGUUUGUGCAAUACUUUUUUUUUAUUGAAUCAAUACAUGUGCGAAUUGAUUCGAAUGAUUCGAAUGACAGUAAAUACUUGUUAUGACACAUUUA